AUGCAAGGAGACAGCUUUUACAUACGGCGGAAAAUAUUAACAUCCAGGAUAAAAUAUCGUAAAAAUCGAUUAGAGAGAACUUUUAACAAUGAGUUAGUUGAUCGUUCGGAAAAUUGGACACCUCAGAGCAUGCUUUUCCAUCAUAGAAGAAGUAUAGACCAAAAGACAAGAUCAAGCACUAGACAGAAGAAAAUAAGACUGAUGCCAGAUAUUAGAAUAAACCCUCAUUCUUGAAAUAGGAGUUUAUUCUUCAGCGAUAGCUCAAUGGAGAAACAGGUCCUUAUGGCCUCUCUCACCAGGAAGUACAAUAAGAAACUUCUCAUAGAACAGGAGAAGCGCAGAGUUCAGGUUGAGAGUUUGAUGAAAAGAAAGAUGAUUAGGAAACAUUAUUUUAACAAAUUUAAUAUCAAAGUCAGUCAUAAAAACUUUCUCAGGCUGGAUGAAAACAGGCUGCAUGAAUAUUUCAUCCAAAAACAGAGAAGUAAAUUGAUGAAUAAGUCUGCUAAGAAAAUCCAAACUGCUUAUCGAAGGUUUAUUGCAAGAAAAUAAGUAUUUGAAAUACCUUGAAUUAAUCAAUUCCUCAGCUACUAGGCUUCAGAAUUGCUGGAGAGCAUACCGAAGAAGAAGCUUGUUGCCAAAAGCUUGGAAGAAAUUCAAGUAUAAUAGAAUAACCCGGAUCCAAUAAAAGUUCCUCAGAGGAUAUCAUGCGUAUAAUAAAAUUCAAAAAAUCAA
This is a messenger RNA of Moneuplotes crassus, 732 nucleotides long. The record is from the annotation of a GenBank genome assembly. Lineage: Eukaryota; Ciliophora; Spirotrichea; Euplotida; Euplotidae.